Molecule: messenger RNA, 6120 nt
Organism: Protopterus annectens (West African lungfish)
Lineage: Eukaryota; Metazoa; Chordata; Ceratodontiformes; Protopteridae
Gene: CARD14
Product: caspase recruitment domain family member 14
Exons: 21
Coding region: 342-3335 (997 amino acids)
Biological process (GO): regulation of apoptotic process
Molecular function (GO): protein binding
Source: RefSeq, a predicted model, not a curated record
ACAUAAAUCGAGGCAGACUGGUUGUUCUGGUGCUGUUUACCAACUUCUUUUUGCAAGCUGAACAGUUGCAGGAAAGUUAAGAGCAAUGCAAGGUGCAAACUAGUCAGCGACAAGUAUGUGGAAGAACACCGGAUGGUAGUUACGCUGGAGAUUUCUGACAUGGGCUUAAGAACUUAGAUCCUGACAAACUGGAAUGUGCUGUUUCUUGUUCCUUCUCUGGCAUUUUUAAUAAGCAACUACUGAAAUUCGUAUUGAAAUAUACAGAAAAAAAAGCAGCUGUGACACUGGUCUGAUAUACAUAAACGAAGUUCAUCUUAAGUUUCUUCAACUUCUAUUAAACCAUGGCUAAUAGAGACAGGAUUGAUACAGAACUCAAGGAUCUGGAAGAGGAUCAACUAUGGGAACUUGUAGAUCGCCAUCGCUAUGAGAUUGUCAACCAGUUACAUGCUUGUCGGCUCACUCCAUACCUCCGUCAAGUCAAAGUCCUAGAUCAGACUGAUGAAGAGGAGAUCCUGCAUAAUCCCCUACUGACCAAUCGUCUUAUGAAAGCAGGUCGUCUAUUGGACCUUCUAAAAACUCGAGGGCAGAAGGGAGCCCUAGCUUUCCUGGAGAGUCUGAAGCUACACAAGCCUGAGAUUUAUACAAUGAUUACUGGGAAGGAGCCAUCCAUCGGUGCAUCCAGCUUUAGUGAUCUGAUUGAUACAUCUGAACUGUCGGAGUAUCUGGUGACAGCUAUGACUGAACUGCAGAAGGAACUUGCCAAGGAACGUAGCCUCCGAAUGUCCUUUCAGUGCAAAUUCCAUAAGAUACAGCAGGAAAACCAAGAGCUGACCACAAAAAAUAAGGAGCUGACGAAAAUUGAAACAGAGUACCAUUGCCUGCAGAAAGACUUCACUGCCCGCUACCGUGACGUGGUGCUACUCAAAGAGGAGCAGUAUCAGCUGUCUAUGCGAUAUACUAGCGCCCUCCAGGAAAAAGACUUGGCUAUUAUGAGGUGUCGGGAUCUGCAAGAUGAGCUUUACAAAAUGAAGAUGGAACUGACAAUUCUUUCUGCUGAAUCGGAUCUUGAAAGAAGAAGGUCUUACCAACUGACUUUAGACAUGAAACCCAAAGCAGAUGAGGUUCAGCAACUGAAGGAAGAGAACAAAUUUCUAGCUCGUAAAAUCCUCGAAGUCAAAAGUGACAUCCUGGAGCAUGACCUGGGAGAAGCUAUAUCAGACAAGCAGGAGUUAAUCAAGCGAAUACACUCACUGAGGGAAAAAGCUGAUGAAGCUGAGUGCCAGAGAAAUGAAUACUUCAAAGAAAAGGAGAACCUGCUCAUAAAAUGUCAGCAGCUGCAGCUGGACUGCAACCGGUACAAGGAGAAAAACAGUGCAUUCCAAAUCCAGAUAUGUGCCCUGCAGAAUGAACGUGACAUGGCAUUAAGUGCAAGGGAUGAGGCUCAGAAGCAGAGUGCCUUAAGUAUGAGUGAAAAGGACGCCCUACGCCAAGAGAUUAUCACAUUGACAGAUAAGACCCAUGAGCUUCAGGCAACAAUCAGCAAAUUGGAAACAGAACUGAAAAUCAGGGUAAAUGGGGAGAGUUCAAAAUCUGAGAAAAUGAAAGAAAAACCAAGACUGACCAGAAUGGAUGCUGUGUCACCGGACUGGACACAUAACAGUAACAGCUCAGGUUCAACUUUCCAGUCUGAGAGGGGAAGUGAUAGUUUUGAAAUAGUGAACAGCUUCCGAUCGUGCACUGCAGAGCCACCAAGCAGGAAGUCACUGUAUAUGCGUUCGAUAGAAGAUUGCCCUGAAAUAAUCUCAUAUAGUGGUAACCAAGAAUUUAAUGAACAUGAUUCGUUCACAUCACAGAGUGACCUUGACAAUAAUGACACAGACUGUGACGCUUCAAUUGAAGAUUUUGUUACCUUGAGCCCUGGCUGUUCUGCUGAAGCUGACGGUCGAGAAAAGAGCGCAUUCAUUUUCCCAAGAGGUCGUCGAGUUGCAAGGCGUAUUUCAAGUCGGGUCACUACCAUUGCCUUUCAAGGAGAUGCCCUUUUGGAACAGAUUUCAAUAAUCGGUGGCAACGAGUCAGGGAUCUACAUUCAUAAGGUGACACCAGGAAGUGCAGCAGAUGAUCUCUCCUUAAUGCCAGGGACACAGAUCAUGCAUGUGGAAUAUGACGAACUGGAUAAGAGGUCCAGUGCUAUUCUGGAGCAGGCUACUUUGGAGGAAGCUACCUGGAACCUGAAUCAAGUGAAAGGAUGCUGCUGUCUGUCUCUACGUGCAAACCAUGAAGGUUACCAAAGGCUUCUGAAGAAACUGGACAACAAACAGGCGACAUCUGGUGACUCUUUUUACAUCCGGGUGAACAUGGCAAUGAACAAAGAGAUGGGAGUAGGACUGACUGUCCAGUGCAAUGAGAUUCUUCACAUCACAGACACACUUUACCAGGGACAAAAUGUGUGGUAUGCUUUCCAAGUGGACCACUGUAGCAUGAAAGAUCUCUAUGGUGGCAUAGUGCCCAACUACAAUGAGGCACAGAAGCUACUAAUCAACGUCAUACAAGACAUGACCAAGCAGAAACUGUCUUUCAGAAAGGUAAACAUGCCCUUGACUGUACAGAGGUCUCUAACUGAACAGUGUGUCCGGAUAGUAAGCACAGACAAGAGCAAUAUCAAUCCUCUGUGGACGUCGUUGGAUGGAGAAGUUAGUGUACAGGACAGAACAAAUGAGAAAAUUGUCAAAGCUGUCAAUAAUAUCAGUUGCAUAUCACUAAUGCCCUAUACACUCGUGAAGCCACACAAGCCUCCGUCACGACGACCUGUACUAUUAUUGCCUAGUCUGUAUGUGAAGAUCCUUAACGACAAGUUUAACACCCUCAAGAACUUCUGGAAACCAGAAAGAGAAAUCCUGAAUGAAACUGAAUAUGAAUCGCAGAAACAGAGUGGAAACAUUCUAGAUGUGAAAGCAAGUCCAACUUUAUUCUAUUGUCUUACACGGAAGGGAAUAGAUUCGGCUUUAAUACAGGAUGCACACUGUCUCCUGGAGAUGGACAUAGGUUCCAUAAAGCAGCUACACAGGGAAGAGAUCUAUCCCAUUGUCAUUUACAUCUCAACCAGUGAAAAGAAUACAAAGAAAAUCAAGAAAAAUUUUCAGCACUUGCAAAUUUCUGAAGAAAUGCUUCUGGAAUGCUGUCAAAGAGAGGAAGCGAUGUUAGACAAUCUACCAUGUCUUGUUAACACCAUCCCUGCAGACAGCUGGACUGGUAUUGAUAGUUUAAUGACCUGCAUUACAAAUACUGUACGUGAAGAGCAGAAAAAAAUUGUGUGGAUUGAACAUUCUCCCCACUAACAGAUUUAUUUCAUUUUAAUUUAUUUAUAAUAACUGUCUUGCAAAAGGUUUUGUUCCACAGUGGACAUCUUUUUUUUAUUGACCCUGGGUCAUGUUUCCUUUAAAAGGAAAUCAACUUGUUGGUGUGUCCUGUUCUAACACUGCUAAAAAAAUCAAAAGCAAACAAACAGAAAGAGCAUUUCUUGUGGACAGUAUAUAUAGGAAGUAGGGAAGGAGGUGUGAAACACUUAAAGAGAGAAAGGGAGAAAAAAAUUGCAGUGUGUGCGUUCAAAAUUUCUGUGCCUUAUAAUCACAUCACUUUUUCCACUUGACUAGAGGACAAAGGCAUUGUUACCAGACAGGAGCAUAUACUGCAUGUUACUUGUUUGAAGAAACUAGGAGUAAUUAAACUUUAAGCUUCAUGAUUCUAAAUAAAGGUUCAGCACAGGUAGCCUGGUAGCCGAGCGAGAUAAAGCCCUAAGUAUACUACAGUCUACCUGGGCUCAAACAGGGGCUCUGGUGACUAACAGCAUGGCAGCAAAGGAUGAGCAUGCCCAUCCCAGCAGGGAGGACAUUUAUUUCUGACCUUCCCUUAGGAGAGGCAUGGUUCAAAGAGGGGAGUUGACCUCAAACAUAAACAAUGAGAAUAGAAGAUGGGACAUGGAGGUGGGUACGGCAUAUGAACUUCCCCCAGGAUGGAAACAGAACAACUGAGCCCUCAUGACACCCUUAAGAUCCACAACUGGCUCCAGCUAUACAGAAAGUCCAGAGGGGGGUAGAAUCAAGCUGGUGGACUUGGCUUGGAAGUUAGGCACUAGGGCUCAGGCCGGUAAAAUUAUUUCCCAAACAGGGUCAAAACAAAUAAAAAUAAAUUCCCCCACUUGACAGCAGGUCCUGAGAGGGAGAGACAGACUGCCAGGAUCUCCUACUUCUAGACUGGGCUAACUACCAGUCACCUAUAUCAUCACAUAUGGCAGAACUGUAGCCAAGUAAAAGACACUAGCAUACAUGUUUAAACUACAGGAUUUCUGGUGUUCUGGGUUGAGUCAUGAACAGUCUGAUAAUUUUCUUACCCAGUGCUUGCUGUCCCUAGUAAGGCUGGUUCACAUGUGUUAAAUGGGGGAAGGGAACCACCAUAUACCGUUUCAGCGAGGAUGUAAUUGACAGUCAUUCAGAUGGGAAUAUGAGGAGAUUUUAAACUCUUUGUUUGUCCAAUUGACAACAGCACAAAUAAAUUAUUGUUGAAAGUUGCUUUCAGCAAACAUUCAAUGUUGCCCUUUCUCCACUGUGGUGCGGCCCUAGAGUUGGUAUAUAUAAGUUGGGGGGGGGUGAGGUCCCCCCCCCCAUGAAGCAGGCAGGAAGGCUUGCCCCAUGCAAAAAUACUUGAUAUGUUGUCCGCUGAAAGUGGCUUUCAGCCUUUUUUAUGUCUAUCAUAUAAAAACUAUUUGACUGAUAAUCAUGAAUUCAGACUAUUUCGUCUGAUCUUUUGGGCACUUUUCAGGAUACAUAAACCCAUGGCUAGAAGUUUAACGGAGGUCAAAAAUUCUUAGAUAUACUUACUGUAGCAAGGGAUUGAUUACUACUGUGGUAAUAUGUUCCUCUUUUAUUAGAAUAGGAAUCAGAGCCAAGUAACAAUGCAUGCAUUUAGGGCUGUAUUUAAGUAUGUAUUUUUCUGUCAUCGUGUGAAUUAUUGAUACAGUGAACAGGGUUAGUGUAACUCCAUUUUUGGAGUAAAUUAUGUUCAGCUUUAAACUUUAAAGGGGCAUCUAAGCUGUUUUCCUUCCGUAAGUGUAUACAAAUUCCACUUUACUAUCUUUAUUAUAAUUUAUGCACUCUAAUUUCUGAGUUGUGAACAAACCAUUUUGAUUUCCAGCUGAAAUGGCCUUGAAAUAGUGGCAUGUGUAAAUAAGAUAGACCCUCAGCUGAAAUAUUUAUUAUUAAGUCAAGACUGUAGCUGAUUGAACUAAACUAUUUCUGAGCUUUUCUCAUUUUGCUUAAGGGCUGUAUUUUGUAUAUCUGGCCUCGAAAAAUGUAAUAGCUUCUACUCUAUUCCUUAAGCUGUUUUAUUAGAAAAUUACAAGAAACUAUGCAGAGGUGAUGUGGAGACUGAUCAGUUACACUAUAAGUACAACCUGAUCUAGUUUGUAUUCAAAAUACAUUUUGUAACAUAUUAUUUUCAGUAUUUUCACUGUAACAGGAAUUCUUAUUUUGUUUAAAAUACUGUUUCCUAACAAAAACCUCAACCUGUGCAUUUAGCAAGUUAAACAGAUAUCCUCAUGUUCUUCUGUUUUUAUUCUUCUUUUGAAUAAUUUAUGAAUCAGUGUAUUAAAGCCAUUUCUUUCUCCCAGUUGUUUAAGAAGUGUUUAUCUGGGAAUGUAUUGUUGCAACAGACUGCUGACUUCAUAGCAAUAACUGGAGUGAUGCAAUGUUACAAGUUCUGUUUGGUGGGAUUACCACAAUGCACCAUUCCAAGAAACUUUAUUUAGCUUUACUAGAAUAAUAACCAGGAAUGGAAACCAGACCAUAGGUCCAGUAUAAUGGUUCUAUACUAGAAGGAAAUUAAAAGAAAAACUGAGGAAGGUUUAUAUUUCUUUGCCAAAAAAAACAAAACAAUUUUUGCUAAAAACUGAAUACCACUGUUUUGAACAAAGUCCCUAAUGUACAUUCAUAACAGUACUGUUAGAUGCUUAUGAAAGUUUUUGUGCAGGCACUUACAUAUUUUAAAAUACUAAAGUAUUAAUUUUAUUAUAUUUUUGUACUGUAAUGUAAUUUAUAUUAUUAAAGUUAAUAUAAACUGUCAUUAUUU